This is a messenger RNA of Aspergillus heteromorphus CBS 117.55, 1178 nucleotides long. Its product is annotated as zinc-binding alcohol dehydrogenase family protein. The record is from RefSeq and is a predicted model, not a curated record. Gene Ontology annotation, molecular function: oxidoreductase activity, acting on NAD(P)H. NCBI's taxonomy places the organism in Eukaryota, Fungi, Ascomycota, Eurotiomycetes, Eurotiales, Aspergillaceae. The coding region runs from base 81 to 1112 and encodes 343 amino acids. The transcript has a single exon.
CUUUUCAACACUCACAUAUUAAUUCAAAAAAUAUCUUUUCAGUUUUCCAAGCAACGUCAUACUGUCAAACAACAGCCAUCAUGAGUACCUCCACUACCAAUGCCGCUGCCUGGCUCAACGAAGCCAAAGCCCACCCCUUCGAGGUCAGGGAAGCACCCCUCUGGCAGCCAGAAGAGAACGAAAUUCUGGUCAGGAACCAUGCUGUGGCCAUCAACCCCGUCGAUGGUGGUCUGCAAACGAGGGCAUGGUGGCCCAUGAACUACCCGACAAUGUUGGGACAGGACGUGGCCGGAGACGUUGUCGCAGUAGGCCCUAACGUCACUCGUUUCAAGGUCGGGGAUCGUGUGCUCGGUCAUGCAGUUGGUAUGGCUACCAAGCAGAACCAGCACAAUGCCUUCCAGGCACACACGAUAUUGCAGAUCAACAUGACCAGUGAAAUCCCCGACAAUGUGCCCUACGAGAACGCAGCAGUCCUCCCACUGGCGUUCUCGACUGCCUGCUGUGGUCUCUUCCAGGACCAAUUUCUGAAGCUGCAGUACCCAACUGAGCCCCGUGCUUCUGUGACAGGAAGCACCGUCCUUGUCUGGGGUGGUGCGAGUAGUGUGGGGAGCAAUGCGAUCCAGCUCGCUGUUGCGGCAGGGUAUGAGGUGAUCAGCACUGCUUCCCAGAAGAACUUUGGCUUGGUGAAGAAGCUCGGUGCCAGUCAAGUGUUCGAAUACAACAGCCCCACUAUUGCCGACGAUCUUAUUAAGGCCCUGCAGGGUAAGACACUGGCUGGUGUGAUGGACUGUAUCGGAUUCUCCGCCACUCCCAUUUGUGGAGAAAUCGUCAGCAAAUCCGAGGGCUCGAAAUUCAUCGCAACCGUCCAAGGCCGUUUCCCAACACCACCGGAGGGGGUUGAAGUGAAGCAAGUGUUUGGUACCACCAUCAAGGACAACGCAGUCGGAAAGGCCGUGUACGAUGACUUCCUGCCCCAAGCACUGAAAGCCGGCAGCUUUGUGCCCGCCCCCGAGCCGCUGAUUGUGGGGAAGGGCCUGGAGAAAAUCCAAGUCGCCGUGGAUCGUUAUGCCGAAGGCGGCAUUUCUGCCCAGAAGUUGGUUGUGUUGCUGUGAUACCCUAAUGUAUGCUAUUGGUAUUGUUCAGCGGAGUAUGGAUUUAUGCUUGGAAGUUUUCAGUUG